AUGGCUACUAUCUACCUAUCGCCCAGCUUUGUCUUUCUGUCCAGAACUAUUUUCUUCCUUGCGAUAGUUCCCUGUUCAACUUUUUGGGCUCUCCAAAGCUUCUUGCGAGAGUCCGGUUUCGCUCUUCCUUCAUGGUUUUGGUUUGUCGUUCCUUUAGCCACGCAACUAUUGUUUGCCGUGGUUCACAACUGGUUCACGGGUGUUACCGCCGAAAGGGAUGCCGCUGCACAGGGCGCUAUCAUGGCGCCCUGCGUUCGAGGAAGCAGCACAUCUAACUUGCGGAAAUUGUCUGACGGCUUCAGGAAUGGAUAUCCGGGUGAAGUAUUACAGAAGUGGAGCGAAGAAUAUGGAAACACCUUUACUUUCAACUCUUUUUCGGGCAAAGGGCUACGCAAGAUGUUUACGACGGAGCCAGAACACGUCAAGGCCAUCCUAGCAACUCAAUUUGACGACUUUGUAAAAGGCCGCACCUUCUAUGAUGCUGCGGAGUCUCUGCUUGGUGCAGGCAUUUUUAAUUCAGAUGGUGAUACUUGGAAGUUUCAUCGGACAAUGACGAGGCCGCUCUUCAGCAAGGAUCGAAUUUCCGAUUUUGAAAACUUCGAAAAACACGCCACCAGCACGAUCUCCCAGAUCAAAUCGAGAUUGAGGGAAGGAUAUCCCGUCAAUUUCCAGGAUAUUGUCGCUCGCUUCACUCUCGAUUCCGCUACCGAGUAUCUCUUUGGAAAAGAUGUCAAUACGAUAUCUGCAGGACUUCCUUAUCCGGCUGGAUCUCCGUUAGCCGACAACCCCCAUUUUGUCAAUCACCCAUCUAACGCUUUCCUCGACGCAUUCGCAGCGGCACAAGAGAAGAGUGCUAUUCGUCUUCAGACGGGGAAGUAUUGGCCGCUUUUCGAAUUCUGGGCGGAUGCAGUCAAGCCACUUCGGCAAGUCGUCAAUGAGUUCGUCGAGCCUCUUCUUGUCGAGGCGCUCAAUAUCAAGGCUCGAGGCGACAAUCCGGUGGAGGAUAAGAAGGACUUCGAUGAGGGCGUGUCCUUGCUGACCCGUCUUGUGGAGAAUACCGAUGAUACCAAGCUCAUUCGAGAUGAACUUGUGAAUGUCCUGGCCGCUGGUAGAGACACUACGGCCUCCCUUUUGACUUUCGCGGUAUAUAAGAUGUCCGAACAUCCGAAAGUGACCGCUCGCUUACGGUCGGAGAUCCUCGAGAAGGUUGGUACAAGGACACCCACAUACGAGGACAUUCGUGAUAUGAAAUAUCUGAGAGCAUUCCUGAAUGAGCUUUUACGAUUGUAUCCAGCUGUCCCCAUAAAUAACCGUUGGUCAAAAGUGGCCACUACUCUCCCGAACAAAGGACGCGCGCCAUAUUACGUUCCGAACGAUACUGUGGUGAAUUAUUCUGUAUUCUUGAUGCAUCGACGGACAGAUUUAUGGGGGCCGGACGCUCUUGAAUUUGACCCGGAUAGAUUCAUCGAUCAACGUCUGCAGAAGUAUUUGACCCCAAACCCAUUCAUAUUCGUUCCCUUCAAUGCAGGCCCAAGAAUCUGCCUUGGCCAACAGUUCGCUUAUAACGAGGCUUCAUACUAUCUUAUUCGACUCCUGCAAACGUUCUCUUCUUUCAGCCUCGCCAUGGAUGCCCAACCUGCUGAAGGAAUUCCUCCCAAGAGUUGGACCAAGACUCCCGGGACGACCAAAGGGAGAGACAAGAUCAUGUUUGGGUUACAUUUGACGAUGUAUGCUAAGGGCGGUUUGUGGGUCAGAAUGGAAGAAGCGCAUGAUGUCGCGUGAGAGUCUGGUGGAUUUGAGCACCUGCGCCAAUUCGAAAUGUACUUGUAUCUUGUACCCUCUGCUCUUUUCAUCCUGUUAGUAAAUGUCAAUGUUGUAUACUGGUUCUGCAACGAGGCGGCGUUCCCAU
This is a messenger RNA of Guyanagaster necrorhizus, 1909 nucleotides long. RefSeq names its product cytochrome P450 monooxygenase pc-3. The transcript has 17 exons. NCBI's taxonomy places the organism in Eukaryota, Fungi, Basidiomycota, Agaricomycetes, Agaricales, Physalacriaceae. Bases 1 to 1782 code for a protein of 593 amino acids. The record is from RefSeq and is a predicted model, not a curated record. Gene Ontology annotation, molecular function: monooxygenase activity; oxidoreductase activity, acting on paired donors, with incorporation or reduction of molecular oxygen; iron ion binding.